Molecule: messenger RNA, 3880 nt
Organism: Telopea speciosissima
Lineage: Eukaryota; Viridiplantae; Streptophyta; Magnoliopsida; Proteales; Proteaceae
Product: serine/threonine-protein kinase prpf4B-like
Exons: 12
Coding region: 54-3359 (1101 amino acids)
Biological process (GO): peptidyl-threonine phosphorylation; mRNA cis splicing, via spliceosome; peptidyl-serine phosphorylation
Molecular function (GO): protein serine/threonine kinase activity; ATP binding
Source: RefSeq, a predicted model, not a curated record
UGCCCUUCCGUUGUUCAUUUCGGUUAGCGAACCCCUUACUCUCUGCAACUGUCAUGGCUACAGACGAACUAGACACUCGAAAGAAGCAUCGAAGGUCUCCUGAUGAAGGAGCAGAGGAGGAUUCAAAGCGCCGGAAGCAUAGCCACCAUCGCCGCAACAGCAGUCAUCAUCGACGUCGGCAUCGACAUCGCAGCAGCAAACAUGGGGACGAUAGCAAGUACGAAGAUGACGACACUGCUUUCCCUAAUUCACGUCCCGACGACGAGAAGGAAGAGGGGGAGAUUCUAGAAGAAGAGGAAGAAGAUCGCGGCGCCGGUCCUGAGGAGGUGUUGAAAAAGAAAAUAGACUCCGAUGUUGAGUCUGGUGAGAUUAAGCUGGAAGAAGUCGUUGGCAGAUCGGGUAAUCGCGAUCCGGGAAUUCAUGGUGGGAGAAGCUCUCCUGGAAAAUCUGGAGAACUUGAGCCAAACCUCAAUUCACUGCCUGGUGAUGGUAUAGAAAAAAAUGCUCAAAGAUCAGAGACAUUAAAUGUUUAUCAGGGGAGUGAUGAUGUGGCAUGCGAUUUGGCAGUGAAUGUGAGAAACAACUCUGACAGUUAUCUGACUGUACUCUCUGAUGGAGAGGAUGUUGAAAUGAAAAGUUUCAAGGAUUCGUAUCUAAGGGAUUCAAGGACUGAACAUUCGCCAUACAGGGACAAGGAGCAUAAUGUGAGGGAAAUUGAUAGGAUGAAUGCCGGCUCUGAAAAUAUCAGGUCUAGGGAGAAGAAGGGGGAAAUGCCAGGUGAUAUAUCUCCCAGGGUUGGUGGGGUGAGCUGUGAAAAUGGGAAUAUUGGUCACAAAUCCCGUAAGGAGGAAAGAAGGCGACACAAAGGAUCUGGAUCACCAGCUGCUAGAGAAAAUGUUCGUCAAAGAAGAAAUAGAAAGACUAAUGACAGUGGUGGUGGAAUCAUCAAUAGUAAUAGGGAAACAGAAUUACAUAAUUCUAUAAGAUACGAGUCCAGGCUGCCUUCAGAAUCAAUUGAUGGUGUGAGAAAUGGUUCAGGGGAUGAGAAUAAAUUAGUUUCUCCUGGCAAGUACAAAACGUUGUCAUACUCCUUAUAUCAUGAGAAGUAUUAUGAUAAGGCCCGCAGAAACAGGUCCAGGUCACGUGAUAGCAUGGGAGACAGGAGAUCUCGGUCCCAAAGUGUGCAAUCACAUCGAGAUGAUGACCGAAUUCAACUAUUUGAUUCACGAGAGAAGGAAACAAAUAAUUCUGAUCGUGCAAGAGUAAGAAACAGUCGGGAGGACAGGCAUGGUAGUAGAGACUGGGUGAGGGAUGGUGAGAUAGAGCAGAGCUAUAGCAGAUGCAGUGAUAGAGAGGUUAGGCAUGGCAGUCGAGAGACUUGGGACAGAGAUAGGAAAAGAGUAAGGGGGAGGGAGAGUGAUAAGGAGAGAGACAGAGAUAGGAAUAGGGACAAGGAUUGGGAGAAGGACAGGGAGAGGGAGAGGGAGAGGGAGAGGGAGAGGGUUAGGGAGGAGGACAGAGACAGGGAGAGGGACAGGGACAAGGACAGAGAGAGGGAGAGGGAGAGGGAGAAGGAGAGAGAGAAGGAGGAGAGAGUUAGGGGUAAGGAUAGGAGUAGGGAGACUGAGAAUGAUAGAUUGGGCAGACAUAGAUAUGAUGGUCUUGAAGGUGCAUAUGGUGGUCGAGAUAGGUCUAAAGAAUCUAGGCGUUCAAAACAUGAUGAGAAGGAUUACCAUGACAGGAAAGGAAUAAAAGGUCCAAUAAAGGUGUCUUGUAUCAUGGAUGACGAUCUGGAAAGACGUGAAAAGAAAUCACAAAGAGAUGAAGAAGCAGAAGAAGACUAUGAAGAUAGGGUUUCAUUACAAUUAGCAGAACAAGAAGAAGAUGACGUUGACAGAAUUAAGGAGGAGAGCAGAAAAAGAAGGCAAGCCAUAUUAGAAAAAUAUAAACAACAGCAACAUCAGUCACCACAACAGGUUGAACCUCCUGUUCAAGCCUCAAAUAAAGAGGAGACUGGCUCUCUCAAUGUUGACAAGGCAGCAGAACAGUCACUUCCUCCAAAAGUGGUUAAUUCCACUUCUGACGUUCCUGAGGGUAGGAAUGGUAGUCCAGAUGCUGAUUUUCCUGAGCCUACAUUUUCUGUAUGGAAAUCGCUUCCGCAUAAUGGAACUUUGGUUUGUGGGAGUACAUCCAGUGCUGGGGCUUUAGGGGAUGGGACUCCAAAGAGUGAGAGAUCAGCAGAUAUGUUCUGCGAUGAUAUUUUUGGAGAAUCACCUGCUGGAGUUCGUAAAAUGGGAAAAGGAGAUGGUUUGCAUAUUGAAAGGAGUGGUCUUCAUGACAAUUGGGAUGAUGCAGAUGGUUAUUACAGCUACCGAUUUGGAGAAAUACUUGACGGAAGGUAUGAAGUUACUGCAGCUCAUGGGAAAGGCGUCUUUUCAACUGUAGUUCGUGCAAAGGACCUCAAGGCUGGGAAGUGUGAUCCUGAAGAGGUGGCCAUAAAAAUCAUACGCAAUAAUGACACUAUGUACAAGGCAGGUUUAGAAGAGCUGAUAGUAUCGAAGAAGCUAGCUGGUGCAGAUCCUGAGAGUAGACGUCAUUGUGUUCGAUUUAUCUCAAGUUUCAAGUACCGGCAUCAUCUUUGUUUAGUUUUUGAAUCUCUUCAUAUGAAUCUUCGUGAGGUACUAAAGAAAUUUGGUCGUAAUAUUGGCCUUAAUCUGACAGCUGUAAGAGAAUAUGCCAAACAGCUUUUUAUUGCCUUAAAGCAUCUUCGGAACUGUGGAGUCCUGCAUUGCGACAUAAAGCCAGAUAAUAUGGUGGUUAAUGAGGCAAAAAAUGUGUUGAAGCUUUGUGAUUUUGGCAAUGCCAUGUUUGCCGGAAAAAAUGAGAUCACACCAUAUCUUGUGAGCCGCUUCUACCGUGCUCCCGAAAUAAUUCUUGGCUUGCCAUAUGAUCAUCCCAUGGAUAUGUGGUCUGUUGGUUGCUGUUUGUAUGAGCUUUAUUCUGGUAAAGUACUUUUUCCAGGCCCGUCAAACAAUGACAUGUUGCGUCUCCACAUGGAGUUGAAGGGUCCUUUUCCAAAGAAAAUGCUUCGCAAGGGUGCAUUUACCAAUCAGCAUUUUGACCAAGAUUUGAAUUUUCAUGCUACUGAAGAAGAUCCUGUUACAAAGAAGACUGUAAAUCGGUUGCUUCUCAAUAUUAGGCCAAAGGAGAUUGGUUCCUUAAUUACAAGCUCUCCUGGUGAGGAUCCAAAGAUGUUGGUGAAUUUCAAAGAUCUUCUGGAAAAGAUAUUUGUCUUAGAUCCAGAAAAGAGGAUGACAGUAUCUCAAGCACUGACUCAUCCAUUCAUCACGGGCAAGUGAACAAAGAUGCUGGUUUUAUGACCCCAGAAAUGCUGUUGAGCUAGAUACAUGUACAGUAUGAUCUCAAUUUAUAUUCAGCUCUCUAAUCAUUGGGCGUUUCUCUGUCUUUAUCUCUCUAUGAUGGCCCAAAAGGAUCGACACAGUUAUUGGCGUGAUGAAAUGCAAAGAAGAUGAUUUUUGUGGUCUGAAGACCUUCCUUCUUGGCGGUUCUUUCAGUGGGAUGGGUUCUGUUUCUAUUGUAAGACAACUCGCCAAUGGCGUUUUCAUCUCUUGUAAAUCACUCUUGAUGAUGGGUCUUGUGAAGAUUUGUAUCUUACCCCCCCCCCCCUGAAAUUUUCGUUCCAAGUUUGAAAACAGUCUCCUGCAAAAUUUCAUAGGCUUUAUGUGCAUUAGAAAAUUCCUAACAAUGCUACCUAUUAAACUAAACUUUGUGAGGCUGUAAGAAUUGUUCCUUUUACUUUUGGAAAAGAUAGCCUGGACAGAAUGUUAUCCCUUCAGAUAGCUUCCAUCUUUCCUUCUGA